AUGAAUCCUAAAAUUUCUUCCCCACCAAGUGAUUCCACACAAGCUCCUGAAGUCCUAACUGGUAAUGUCCCUCUUUCUCAUGUAUCAACAUCUGAAGUUCCACAAGAAGAUGAAACAACUAGACGUCAUGUUGGGCGUGAGUCUACACAAUGUUGGACUGUUGAGGCAAUAGACUCUGAAGAAACGAUCAAGAAGAUUAAGGUGAAAGUUAGGGGAGUCAAUAGCUUACCUAGGGAGUUACGCAUCAUUGUGAAUUUUGAUGACCAAGGCCAAGCAAUUGGUGAAGCACAAGCCUUGCUUGCAGGAUUUCUUGGAACACUAGCAGCUGAUUGCAAAUUAUUUCCUAUGGAUUAUGAUAGAUGGUCUGGACCUUCAGGCGUACCUAAAGCUUAUUUUGAUGAUUGCUUUGAAACAAUUUUAAAGCCUCGAUUUUAUUUUAACAUUAAUGAAGCUGGUGCAAAACGGUAUUGCAAAUUGAGUAUGGGAAGAAAAUGGGCUGCAAAUAGGCAAAGCUUAUGGAAUGAAUUCAAUGAUCCAACCAAAACAAGAGAUGAAAUCAUAAAAAAUGUGCCAAUAGGCAUAGAUAAAGAUCAAUGGGCUCGUUUUGUUCAUUAUCGUCAUAAACCAUAA
Molecule: messenger RNA, 630 nt
Organism: Glycine soja
Lineage: Eukaryota; Viridiplantae; Streptophyta; Magnoliopsida; Fabales; Fabaceae
Exons: 3
Coding region: 1-630 (209 amino acids)
Source: RefSeq, a predicted model, not a curated record